Messenger RNA from Herpailurus yagouaroundi (jaguarundi), 1758 nucleotides. RefSeq names its product B9 domain containing 1 (gene B9D1). The coding region runs from base 581 to 1570 and encodes 329 amino acids. NCBI's taxonomy places the organism in Eukaryota, Metazoa, Chordata, Mammalia, Carnivora, Felidae. Gene Ontology annotation, cellular component: MKS complex. The record is from RefSeq and is a predicted model, not a curated record. Gene Ontology annotation, biological process: cilium assembly. The transcript is spliced from 8 exons.
CCAGCUGGAGACUCUCCAGAACCCGGGCGGCCCCGAGCCUCGUCUGACUCGCGGCCUUCGAGCGUUGCCUGCGACACGCGACACGCGGUGGUCGCGCAACAGGAUCGCUCCUCCGCACGCCCUGGCCGCCAUCCUCCAGGUAGCGCCACAGCGACAUCUCGUGGCGGAGAGCAUCUGCACCACUUGGCUCCUGGCCCGCCUGAGUCAGGGCGGGCCUCUGCGCUUCGGGGUGGGCAGCGCCGAGGCCGAGUGGAUACACACUCCCUGCGGGUGUAACCGGAUCGGACGGCGGGGCUGAAUUCUACACAACGGGCCCACGCUCCCGCCCAGCCUGCGUGGACGGUCCCGGCUCCCCCCGGAGAGGGGUGGGACUGCCGAGCCCCUCCCCCCAAAGCCCCGCCCCUCGCACCAGCAGCCGCUGACUGCGCCUGCGCACUGUCUCACACAUGCUCGCCUCCGCGAAGGUGCCACUCCCAAGAAAUGUGUCCCAUGCGCCACGCCGUCUGUUUCCAGGGCAACCCGGCGCCUCUUAGCAACCCCGCGCGCAGCCUGGGUCGUUUCCAGGCGCCCCCAGCCUGCCAUGGCGGCCGCGGGUCCCAGCGUCUUCCUACUCAUGGUCAACGGGCAGGUGGAGAGCGCCCAGUUUCCUGAGUAUGAUGAUCUCUACUGCAAAUACUGCUUUGUGUAUGGCCAGGACUGGGCCCCCACGGCGGGUCUGGAGGAGGGCAUCUCACAGAUCACAUCCAAGAGCCGAGACGUGCGGCAGGCGCUGGUGUGGAACUUCCCCAUCGACGUCACCUUUAAAAGCACCAACCCCUACGGCUUUCGUCUACAUGCUGUGCAGUUGACAUUUUGGGAGCCCAGAGCCGAUCGGGUGAGGCCCCAGCCUGCGCCUUGGACAGCUCUGGGGCUGGGAAGGGCACAGCCUGGUGUCCAUGGCUGUGGCGGUCUGGCCUGCGAGGCUCUCAGCUUGCGAUCGUGUCUUGUGCUGCGGCCAGGCCGGAGCCGUCCACACCUCCUGUGCACAUCCCUCGAGUCACCUCUCCGAGGCUUGGUUCGUACAGUCCCCUCUGCCUGGGACACCCCUUCCCGCUGCCAUCUCUGGCCUCCUUCCCAGCGCUCUCGUUGCUUGCAGUGUUUACGAUCUGCCUUGUCCAGUAGUUUGAAUUCGCUCUCACUUAAUAACCGCCUACUGUGUGCAAAGUCUGGGGUCGCUCCAAAGGGGCUGUACGUGUUUGGGAACGAUGUGGUUCGAGGCUAUGGGGCAGUGCACUUGCCUUUCUCGCCCGGCAGGCACAAAAGGACCAUCCCCAUGUUUGUCCCAGAAUCCACGUCUAAACUGCAAAAGUUUACGAGCUGGUUCAUGGGACGGCGGCCCGAGUACACAGACCCCAAGGUGGUGGCUCAGGGUGAAGGCCGGGAAGUGACCCGCGUCCGCUCUCAGGGCUUUGUCACUCUCCUCUUCAACGUGGUGACCAAGGACAUGAGGAAGCUGGGCUACGACACUGGGCCUUCUGACACGCAGGUGGGCGUCUCCGGGCCCAGCCCACCGCCAGGACGCCCCCUGUGAAGGCACCCAGCCCCUACCCCCGCCCACCGGACCAGGCCCCGCCCGCCAGACCGGCCGUCCUCAGACAAAGCAGGUUGUCCUUCCAGAGAGUUGGCCUCGGAUACAUCUGCUUGACGCGUGGCCUCGUGGGACUGGGAAAGGGGGUGGGUGGAGGUUUUUAUAUAAUAAAGCAUCACCUUUUCACAGAA